AUGACAUCUAUCUCAAAAAGCAGCUGGGGCUCCGGCCCACGGAAAUAUGCCUACAACAUCGACGCUGCGCGGGAACGGGAAAUGCACCUUUAUCUCCCAUACUGGGGGUUUUCACAGUCAGAGAAGUUCGCACAACAAUCAGUCGGCCGCCAUCCUAAUACAUCACGUGACAAUGUCUUGACUGUGUUUGCCCAGUUGGCGAGCCUGCGAUUGAAUGCAAAAAGAGCUCUGAUAUCUUUGUUUGACCGGACUACACAACAUGUGAUCGCCGAAUCUACACCUUCUCUCAGUCUGCGCGGUGGCGAAAAUGGUCAGGGAUCAGAAUCUCUAUGGAGCGGCGUACAGCAGCUUCCACGCCAGAACAUACCGAUGUGCAACCAAGCAAUGACUUUGUUUACGACUAAAGAAGUCGACAUGUUUAUGGUGGCAGAUCUUGUGGAAGAUCCACUUUUCCAGUCCCAUUCAUCUGUGACGGGCCCUCCCCACCAUCGAUUCUACGUUUCUGUUCCAAUAAAAGCACCGCACUCUUAUGUCAUUGGCAGCGUCGCAGUUCUGGAUGACAAGCCUCGCGAAGCCUUGACAGAUGAACAAAUUCAAUUUCUCAAGGAGAUGAGUGCUACUGUCAUGGAUCAUUUGCUCUCUCAGCGAGCAAUGCGGGAGGAAUACCGCGAAGAGAAAAUGGUCCGGGCCUUAGGCUUAUUUGUCCAGGGCAAAUCUGACUUAAGCGAAGGUAUCAACAGCCGAGAGUACUCAGAAGAUAAGUUCAAUUAUAUCGAUCAAAGACUCGACAAGCUUAAGUUGGCGGAUAGUCAACAAGAAAGGCGUAGCGACUCAGGGGAGAGGGGACGGCCAUCUGAAGCAUUUGAUGAAUUUCCAGACCCACAGAAAGAGUCUCAGAGGAGCCAAUCUCCCGUGCACACGUUCAAGGCCGAGGGAGAAGGCUUACGGGAGCCUAAAGAGAAGGAUGGGAAAAGUCAACGACCUCGAUUGUCUCCUACAACAAGCCAUCUUCAGCAAUCGCUCGCCCCAUCCAAUGUCCAGUCUGUUCUUAACCGUGCAUCCUGUCUAAUGGAUCAAGCAUUGGAUGUAGAGGGAGCUAUGUUCAUUGAUGCCACAGUUUAUGCUCGGCGCAAAAUGAUCGGUUCGGAUUAUGGUGGUGGGGAGGAUAGGGAUGAAAUCAGUUUCGAUCUAACAAUGGACACGGAUGCUAUGAGCGACGACGGAAUGAACGGGCCAAAAAGCCUUGUGCUGGGAUAUUCAACAUCUUUUGCCUCAAGCCGAGACGAUAAUGAGCAAGAUAAUCAUUAUGUCUCCUUGCCAGGCUCUUUCAUUGGUCAUUUGAUCGAUAGAUACCCGCGCGGGAAAAUAUUUCAUAUUGAAAAGGAUGGUUCGGUUGCAUUGAGCUAUGAGGGGCUCGCAGACGAAGUGAGCCAAACAUAUGCUCUAGGAGAAAGUAAAAUUAGGGAAGGAUCUCCAAGGGGAAAGAAGCUACAAGAAGAGACCUUAGAGAUCAAGCAUCUCCACGCGAUUCUUCCUGAGGCUCGGUGCAUAGCAAUAUACCCAGUAUGGGACUUCCAGCGCAGUCGUUGGUUCACCGUGAAUUUGGUUUGGACAAAUGAUCCAGGUCGUGUGCUAUCUGAGCCCAAAGAUUUAACAUACAUGGCAGCUUUCAGCAACAGUGUGAUGGCAGAGGUUUCACGAAUGGACCUAGAGGCUGCAGAUCGCGCAAAAGGAGAUUUUAUUUCCUCCAUCUCUCACGAACUCCGCUCGCCAUUACACGGCGUCCUCGGUACCGUGGAGCUACUUCAAGAGACUACCAACUCCUACACUCAGCGAGGUUUAUUGGAUACCGUGCAGAGCUGUGGUCGAACUCUGCUGGAUACUCUGAACCACCUGCUAGACUACGCAAAGAUAAACACCCUCGGAUCGUCACAAACAUCAAACCAUGAAGAACGAAACAAUAAUUCUCUCUCUCAAAUGGCUACACCAGGGCCGAUUCAUGACGAAGACUUAGGUUCCUUGGUUCAAGAAGUAGUGGAAGGCCUCCUGGCUGGACUCGAAUUCCACAGACGUGAGACUGACGCCGCCUCUGAGCCUCAGAAAAGGACUGUUUCAUCUAUUGAAAAUGACGGCCAAAAUCGUAUGAUCACGAUCGUUGAUAUUGAGUGGCAGGACAGCUGGCACUAUCCGGUUUACGCGGGUGCUUGGCGCCGGGUGGUGAUGAAUCUUUUCGGCAAUGCCAUGAAAUAUACGAAAUCAGGUUUUAUACGACUGGGAAUGCGAAAAGACACGCUUAUUGGGAAGGAUGACUCCCCCGUGUCUGCAGUUCGCCUCACAAUUAGCGACUCUGGCCGUGGCAUGUCUCAAGAUUUUCUGCUGCACCACCUCUAUAUUCCGUUUCUCCAAGAGGACACACAGGCUCCAGGACUUGGUGUGGGGCUUCACUUGGUCCAUCAGAUCGUAAAGUCACUAGGCGGUCAAAUAAAUUUCAACAGCGAAGUAGAUCGUGGCACUGAUGUCGAUGUGAUUCUUCCUGUCGAGACCUCAGGACCAGAGCCUCCUCCCCCUCCCCUUAUCAUGCCUUACGCCAUAGCCUGA
Messenger RNA from Penicillium macrosclerotiorum, 2598 nucleotides. RefSeq names its product GAF domain-containing sensor histidine kinase. Gene Ontology annotation, biological process: signal transduction; protein autophosphorylation. The transcript is spliced from 2 exons. The record is from RefSeq and is a predicted model, not a curated record. Lineage: Eukaryota; Fungi; Ascomycota; Eurotiomycetes; Eurotiales; Aspergillaceae. Bases 1 to 2598 code for a protein of 865 amino acids. Gene Ontology annotation, molecular function: histidine phosphotransfer kinase activity; phosphorelay sensor kinase activity; protein binding.